AUGGUUUUGCCUGCUACUAUAGUCUCUGAGGUUCAGGAUAUCAAGUUUGAUCUUCAAAGUGUUGAUUAUCCUAUUUGGCUCCCUGACCAGUCAGGCUCAUUCUCUAGCAAGUCUGCGUGGCAAAAUAUCAGGAAGUCCAGGGUACUCGAAGGUAAAUUAGCAACCGAUGAAGCACUUUGCAUAUUUAAGGUUCAUGGACCCUCAAAAUGCUAUUGUUGUACAGAGGGAGCCAAUGAAACUAUAAAUCAUUUGUUUGGAGACGGAAACAUUGCAUGUAUUCUUUGGAAAUAUUUCUCUAAUGCUUGUGGAAUCCUUCACAACUCUAAUGAGAAUGUCAGGGCGAAGAUUAUUAGAUGGUGGUUGAUCAAACCUGUCAACAAAGUUCAUGAACUCCUUCUCCAGAGUCUGCCAUCUCUUAUUUGCUGGGAAACUUGGAAGUAUAGGUGCAAUUUCAAACAUGAAGGUGUUAGAAUUCCUAUUCCUAGAAUCAUUGAUCAAAUCUCCAACCUCCUCUAUUUGAUUAUUAAUUCUCAAUUUCCAGAACUUCCACUUUCACCUUCUAUUAUCAGUAUCUCUCAUCUCAUAGAUCAUAUCACACCAAAGCUUGAAAUUAAAUUGGUGAAAUGGAAGAGACCAAACUACAAUGAGCUAAAAUUGAAUGUGGAUGGUUGUAGUAAAGGAAAUCCUGGAAGUGCUGGAGGUGGAGGAGUACUUAGGGAUCAUGCUGGACAAAUGAUUAUGGCUUUCAGUGCCUAUUUUGGUUUUUGCUCAAAUAAUUCAGCUGAGGCACUAGCUCUAAAGACUGGCCUAAGAUGGUGUCUAGAUCAUGAUUUUCACAGGGUUACUGUUGAAUCUGACUCCCUAUUGAUUAUUCAGAUGGUUAAAGGUAUGAUCGAUUCCCCUUGGCAUAUGAAAGAUGAUAUUAAGCAAAUUCAAUCCAUGAGUUCACUUGGUGACUUCUCUUUCAUUCACACCUUCAGAGAAGGUAAUACUACAGCUGAUUUGCUCGCUAAUAUGGCUGAACAUUGCAAAACAACUACCUUCUUCACCGAGGCCAUAAAUCUUCCUUCUAAGGUUACUUCCACCUUGAAUAAUGAUGUAGUUGGCAAGCCCAACAUUAGAAUUCGAGUGAAGAAGGGAAACUUCAUAUUCGACCCUGGUUAA
Solanum pennellii is the source of this 1164-nucleotide messenger RNA. RefSeq lists its product as uncharacterized. The transcript has 3 exons. Lineage: Eukaryota; Viridiplantae; Streptophyta; Magnoliopsida; Solanales; Solanaceae. Bases 1 to 1164 code for a protein of 387 amino acids. Gene Ontology annotation, molecular function: nucleic acid binding; RNA-DNA hybrid ribonuclease activity. The record is from RefSeq and is a predicted model, not a curated record.